AUGCAGUUCCUCACCAAACGCACCAUCAACGGUGGCGAUGAUAUCAAAGGCUACGAGCUGCCCGCUUGGGCACUGCUCGUUGUUCUCGUCGAUAUUCUGGCCCUGAUCCCGCUGUUUCUCAUUUUCGAAUACACCUUCAAGAUGGUGUACCCUGUGUUUGCCAUGGUCGAAGACGAGAACCCACCCGCCUACGAACCCGUUCCGCUCAACGAAUCCGCAUCCGACGGCGAAGAAGGCAUCGCUCGCAACGGCUUCAAGCCCACCAACGGCCAGCCUCGAACAGUGACAUCUUCCUUCCGCGCCAUCAACCGCCUCCUCAUGGCCAACGGCGGCAUCAAGGCCAACUUCCGCGGCUUCUUCUGCUACCUUGCCCAGGUCUUCCUCACCUCUAUCCUCAUGGGCAUCUUCACCGGCACUUUUGGCGGCUACUUCGUCCCCGUCGCCACUCUCCUCGCCUCCCUGACCCUGGUUCAGUACAGCACCGCCUGGGUUCACAUCAUCAUUUCCGAGCCUUCACCUUUGCACUUUUGGUCUCGCCUGCCGCCUUUCCGACGCACUUUCGAUGCCACCUGGAAGGCCGUCACCAUUUUCUGGUUCGCCAGCGAAGUCACUCGUUUUAUUCCCCUCAUCAUGGCACUCAUUCUCGGUAUUAAGAUGCCCAAGGGCGGCUUCAACGAGCCCAUGGACAUGGACGCCAUCGGUGCCGGCUUCAUCGUCAAGUCUGUCGUUGUGGCCAUCAUCACCAUUGCCGCUUCUGUCUUUGUCGUCAUCCCCGCCUACGUUAUUCUCGUUCGUGUCCAGGCUUCGCUCUUGCCUGUUGAACAGAGCACCAUUAUUCCCUUUGACCGCUCCUUCGAGGGCAAGGUUGAGCCCGAGGUUGUUGGUGGUAAGGGAUAUGCCACUGUUUCUGAUGCCUGGACCACCUUUAGCAAGUCUUCUUGGCGCCGUCUUUUGAUUCUCUACGUCAAGAUGUUCUGUCUGAGCAUGGCUGCUCUCAUUCUCUUUGCUGCUAUUCUUGUGCCACAGGCCGUUUUUAUCGCCAAGCACAGCAAGGAAGUUCACUAA
Pochonia chlamydosporia 170 is the source of this 1065-nucleotide messenger RNA. RefSeq names its product ubiquitin conjugating enzyme. Bases 1 to 1065 code for a protein of 354 amino acids. The transcript has 2 exons. Lineage: Eukaryota; Fungi; Ascomycota; Sordariomycetes; Hypocreales; Clavicipitaceae. The record is from RefSeq and is a predicted model, not a curated record.